Messenger RNA from Aplysia californica (California sea hare), 1671 nucleotides. RefSeq names its product phospholipase A and acyltransferase 2. Lineage: Eukaryota; Metazoa; Mollusca; Gastropoda; Aplysiida; Aplysiidae. Gene Ontology annotation, biological process: N-acylphosphatidylethanolamine metabolic process. The coding region runs from base 267 to 848 and encodes 193 amino acids. Gene Ontology annotation, molecular function: A2-type glycerophospholipase activity; glycerophospholipid phospholipase A1 activity. The record is from RefSeq and is a predicted model, not a curated record. Gene Ontology annotation, cellular component: cytoplasm. The transcript is spliced from 5 exons.
CAGUGCAAGCAAGCAACUUUUUUACCAGAAAAAAUUGGCUACCAACAAUUUUAAAUAAGCUCGAGUUAAAUUAGCUAAAAAUAGUAUCGGUGGAAAAUUUAGCAUGACGUGUUCUUACUAAAAUUAGCAUUAGUGAUUAAAGACCUGAUAAGGGGACAGAUCAAGAAACUUCAUGUCUGGGUCGGGUUCAGCUUUCCUGGGAAAGCCAAGUCACCAUAAACACUGGUUUCGGAAUCAUGAGAUAAAGUGAGCCUUUGAGAUUGAAAAUGGCGUCAGGAGACGAGCGUCACAAGAAUCUUGAACACAAUCGAUUUGUUUUACGCAGUUUGUCGCAGGGAGAUUUGGUCGAGUUCAAGAGAGGAGUCUAUUCUCACUGGGGAGUUUAUGUGGGGAAUGAGGAUAUCAUACAUCUGGCGGGAGAAGACAAUGAUGGCAUCAACGCUAACGUACAAGCACAACACGUUCUGACCGUGAGUGGACACAGGUUUGACAAGGCCAAAGUCUGCAGGGCCAACUUUUGGACGAUUGUCGGGGCCGACCCGGCCUACAAGAACAACACAAGAGACAACAAAUGGAGCCCCUUCCCUCCCCACCAGGUGGUCAAAAAUGCUCUUGAGAAAGUUGGCAAGAAGGGCUACAGUUUGCUAUAUGAGAACUGCGAGCAUUUUGCCAAGUGGUGCCGCUAUGGCAAAGCAAAAAGUGACCAGGUUGACACUGUGGUGACUGGGGUUGCUGUAGGUAUGGCAGGAGCCCUAGUGCUGGGUCUUGUGUCGGCUUUUACUAAAUACUGGGGCAAUAAUAACACAGAGGAGGAAGAGGAGGAGGAGGAGAGGAGGCAGGAGCUCUGAUCUGAUAUAAUGUUUAUCAAAAGGGAGGAGGAGGAGAGACCAGAACUCUGAAGUGUGUCUCAAAGGGGAGGAGGAGAAGAGGCAGUCACUUAUUUCCUACUGCUGUCUGGGUGUGUGUAUCUUAUUUAGGGAAAGCGGAGAAGGAAAGACGAGAGCUCUGAAGUGUGUCAUAAGGCCCGGUUACACAUAACAAUGAAUUGUACAAAUAUUGGACAGCCUGUCUUUCAUACAACAAAUUAUUACGUGUAACUUGUGUAACCGCAAAAUUGUAUAAAAAAUUGAAGGAUCAGACGAUGGACUGAAGAUCAGAUCGUGAAAUCAAAUGAUGCCAGAUUUUUUCGUGUGAUGUGGGUUAGAUUUGGGAGAGAUGGACUGGGAUGCCGAAUCCCUUUGAAAUGUGCCGCCACAUAGAAUUAAACAUAGCAUGCACAAAAGUAGUGUUUUCGGUCACGAAAGCGAAAUUUUCCAUACUGUCGGCAUUGAGGUUGGAGCAUUGCGCAAGCAUACCAAUAUUAUCGAUGUUAGGGCUGGGUGAGUCAAGUGUCUGACAUGAAAGAUUCUGCCUUAAUGCUGCCUGGUCACUGAACAGUAUGACGACUCAGUCAAAUGACUCUGUUCUUUUCUUUAUCGAGAUGUACAGACCCCAUUAAUGUCUGUGAAAGACCAAAGACUAUAGUCGCAAAUUAAUAGAAAGGCUGUACAAAUAACUUGUGUCAUUUUGCAAACAGUUUAAUCAAUCAAGAUGCAACCAAAGACUUUUGUCAUUAAAAAAAAAAAAUCUGGGCUUAAAUAAUCUCUGAAAAACAUUCAAGCCAGAACUGCA